This is a messenger RNA of Oreochromis niloticus (Nile tilapia), 2696 nucleotides long. RefSeq names its product tubby-related protein 1. NCBI's taxonomy places the organism in Eukaryota, Metazoa, Chordata, Actinopteri, Cichliformes, Cichlidae. Gene Ontology annotation, biological process: protein localization to cilium. The transcript has 13 exons. The record is from RefSeq and is a predicted model, not a curated record. Gene Ontology annotation, cellular component: cilium. Bases 276 to 1787 code for a protein of 503 amino acids. Gene Ontology annotation, molecular function: actin filament binding.
CUUGAAAAGAAAAAUUUAGUAGUUUUCUGAAUGGUGGAAACACGUGACAAACAACUCUUCUCCCUCCUCCCGAGCCUUUCUUGGUUUCUCCCGUUGACGUGUUCCUGCAGAGCAGAUGGCUUUACACAUAAAUCCUAUUAACAACUUUCUGCUGAUGGAGAUGCAGUGAGCACAGGGUUUUCUCUCUCUGUCAUCAUCUCCCCUGAGAGGUCUGCUUUUUUAUUUUCUAAGCCAUAAAAAGAAGCGGUGGGAGAGCUGAAUUUGGAGGCCACGUCAUGUCUGCAGAGAAGAAACCAAAAAAGAAGAAAGAAGAGGCCAAUGGUACAACAGAAGCCAAGCUGAAUGGAAUUGAGACCAAGCCCAAAAAAGCAAAGACAAAGAAGAAUGAAGAUGUAGCCAAAGAGGACAGUUCUGCCAUUCAGAAUGGGAAGAAAGUGAAGAAAAAGAAGCUAGAAAAAGACAAAGAGGAACCAGAAAAGGAGAGAGAGACUAAAAAGAAAGCGAAAAGUGCUCCAAAAAAGAAAAAAGAUUCAGACUCAGAUGAUGACGAUGAAGAGGACGGUGAAGAUACUCCGAAAAAGAAAACUAAGAAAAAAACAACCAAGGAUAGCUCUCCAUCUGCAAGUUCCACCCGAGAGAAGAAAACUAAAACUAAAGAUGACAAAGAUUCUGAUGGAAAAGAAAAAAAAUCCAAGUCAAAGGAAAAAGACAAGAAGAAGGAACCAGCUUCAAUGUUCCAGAUAAAUGAAGACAAAAACUCAAAAAGCAAAAAGAAAGCGGCCAAAUCAGAAAGUGAUGACAGUGAAGAAGAAACAAAGUCAACCAGAUCAAAGAAAAAAUCCAACUCCGGCUCUGCAUCCAUGUUUCAAACAUCAGCAGAUAAGGACAAAGACAAGAAGACCAAGAAAAAAGCAAAGGCAGAUGAAAGUGAUGAUUCUGAAUCAGAAAAAGAAGAAAAAACAAAGAAGAAGAAGGGCAAAGGGAAGAAGAAAAAAGAGCGCUCUCCCUCACCUGAAAUUGAGUUUGAUAACUUGGAGAAGUUUGUGAUGGAGCCAGCUCCGCAGGGUGUGACUGUCAAAUGCAGAGUGACUCGGGAUCAGAGAGGGAUGGAUAAGAGCCUCUACCCUCUGUAUUACCUUCAUCUAGACAAUGAAAAAAAGACGUUCCUACUGGCUGGACGGAAGAGAAAGAAAAGUACGACUUCAAAUUACCUCAUCUCCAUCGAUGCCACAGAUUUAUCAAGAGGGGGCGAGAAUUUUGUGGGAAAGCUGAGGUCAAAUUUAAUGGGGACUAAGUUCACUGUAUUUGACAACGCUCUGAAUCCAGAAAAAGCUCUUCCAGACAUGUCUAAUGCUCGGCAAGAGUUAGCAGGCAUCAUCUACGAAACCAAUGUCUUAGGAAUCAAAGGACCCAGAAGGAUGACUGUCAUUAUUCCAGGAAUGAACAAAGACAACGAGCGAGUACCACUCCGACCAAGAAAUGAAUGUGAUGGCUUGCUGAUAAGAUUCCAAAACAGAAGGAUGGAAAAUCUGAUCGAGCUUCACAACAAGACGCCUGUGUGGAACGAAGAGACGGCAUCUCAUGUGCUCAACUUCAACGGCAGGGUCACCCAAGCCUCCAUCAAGAACUUCCAGAUAGUCCACAACAAAGAUCUGGACUACAUUGUGAUGCAGUUUGGACGAAUAGCUGAUGACAUUUUCACACUGGAUUACAACUACCCGCUGUGCGCUGUGCAGGCCUUUGCCAUCGCACUUUCCAGCUUUGAUGGCAAAAUCGCUUGUGAAUAACACACAAAUCUUCAGUUGUGGACUCACACUUAAACUAGCAUACAACAAACCCACAUUCACAUCAGAUCAACCCAGUGUCUUUGGACUCGCCUACACUUCCUGUGAUAGGUGUCGAUAACAGCAAUGGUUCCUCAAAUGUGACAAUACCUGCUGUUGUGCUGCUGUUAUCCGUGUGAGUGCCCCCAGGUGUAAGAAAAAAAAAUCGUUGUCAUGUUAUCGUCUGAUCUUGCAUGACAUGGUGCAGAAGAAUCUUCUGUUUUUCAUUCUCAGUAUUUCACUGGAAUCAUCUGAACUUCUGGGAACUACAGAAAGACACACCAUUGGGACUCCAGUGACUGGAGAGUUAUGUUUCAGGGAGAUAAUUGUACACCUCAUUUGUGAAGGUGUUUGAAGACUGCUAACAUCAUUAAAGGAUGUUAAACCGUGAAUUUAUUUUUUUGCUUUGUUGUGCUUUGACGUAUUGUGUUGCUGUAUAGCGCCAAUUUUUGUGUCAAAUGUGACUGUAAAUGCAGAAUUAAUUACAAAUUACAAUAAAAAAUAUUUCUCUUUAGGGCAAAAUCAAAAUUAGACUUUGUGACAGUAAUCAUCUGCACAAAAGACACACUUUGAUUUUAUUCAAUUUUAUUUAGUGACUGUGAAACCGUUUUGUGUAUCUGUGUACAUUAAUAUACACACAGGUGUGAAAAUCUUUUUUCUAGCCAUGUACGUUACGUUUCUCCAAAUAUAUAUGUUUCUAGAUAACUGGCUCUAAUCUGAACUCCUGUAGGUUUUUGUAUGUUGUCUUUUUUAAUUUCUUCAUGUUCAUAAACAUUGCCUUCGCUGCAGGCUUAUGGGAAUAAUUCAAAUGAAUUAAAUUUCCUUGUUAACUAAAUUGCUUUGAAGUCAGCUUGUAUAAAUGUAUGUUUUUGU